GAUCCGCCCGCUUUAUCGAAGCUUUCCAGUUCAGCCUGUUGCGCGUAGGCUUAUUGGUUAACCGGUCAGCCAGCUAGGCUGCAAGGAAGUCGACCAACAUUAAAGAAACCAAGAACUGCAAAUAACUGUACCAACACAUGUGCGAACGAUAACUGAACAAGAGGCGAGGGUAUUCUGUGGCGGCGCUCUGUACAGUAAAGCCAGGGGGCCCAUCCUGAGCAGGGGUACCGCAUACACCCGCCAGAGUACCAGCCUCGCUCACUGUUAGCUCGUCGUUGUGAAAACCCGACUGAUGUUGUACUGGGAUGUAGGUUGUGUGGGGAUGGGUGUGAAAGCUUUCUAAUUCCCGUAGAGGGGAGAUCCCCCACUAACGCUGAGGGCUACGUGACGUUUGACUGUUGUAAACUUGGCUUGUGCCGGUGUUAUCUGGCCACUUGGACGUACCCGAUUGUACAUAACCAGUGACUGAGGAGAAAGAGUUCCUCACUCGAGCAGUCUGGCCGCCGGGAUGGCGAACGACUGGACUCAGAAACAGCUGGAGAAGUACAGCGUGAAUUUUGAUCAGUCCGACAAAGACGGCAAUGGAACGUUGAGAUUCAGGGAGGUGGUGCACGCCCUUGUAAUAGGAGGCUUCCGGGGAACGUACGGGGAGGCCAAGAAAAUUUUCAAAGAGUUGGAUUCUAACGACGACAAAGCCAUUAGCAAACAGGAAUUCCUCAACUGUGUCAGGAAUUUACCGAAUAUCGAACUGAAGAAGAUGUGUAUGAGGAGGGAGUUUCAGAUGCUGGAUAGCGACAACAGUGGCUACCUGUCCAAGGGACGAACUCAUGGAUGGUAUUAAAACGCAGAUUUAGAUGUUCAGGCAGAAAAAAUUGCCGAUCUGCUCGUCCAUCUGGUGAAAGAGGACAAAGAUAAACGUGUUAGUUAUGAGGAGUUUAUUGAUGUCUACGGCAUACUCCUCACAGCGGAGAUGGCGAUGCGGCGAGAGUUUAAGCUGAUAGACGCUGACGGCAGCGGUUCUCUGACACGAGAAGAGAUCGUGAAUGCAAUCACGAACGCCGAGCUGGAUCCUAAAGCUGAGAAUAUGUCCAAUCUCCUUAUAGCGCUAGUCACAGACGACGACAAAAAACUGAACUAUGAAGAGUUCCUCAAGGCCUGGUCUGGUCAGUUCAACAAAAAGUCCAAGUAGGGACACCGCCAGGAAUGUAGGAUGUCAAAUUCGUAUAGCCACAUCAUGAUUUGUACAUUAAGGAUCCGAUUCUGUAGAUUCCAAUAUGUCUGACCACUCCACAGGUGUCCGUUUGUUCAGUGAAAACCCGUCGUAUUUUCACUUCGGACAGACACUGACAAGGUGAUUCCAAAAAACCUAUCCCACAGAUUCCCAUUAGGAAAAAACCUUUGAUUGUAUUGAGUUUUCUACUUGUGUUAAUAAAAUAUCGUAACCAUUAAA
Liolophura sinensis is the source of this 1450-nucleotide messenger RNA. RefSeq lists its product as uncharacterized. The record is from RefSeq and is a predicted model, not a curated record. Gene Ontology annotation, molecular function: calcium ion binding. The transcript has 5 exons. Lineage: Eukaryota; Metazoa; Mollusca; Polyplacophora; Chitonida; Chitonidae.